AUGUUGAUGCUGCCCGAGUAUCAGCUCCUUUUGAGAGCUGGCACGACAAAACGACAGCUGGUGCAGAUGACAGCCAACCACGCUGGGAGAGACUGCGAGCGCGAAAUUUCAGACUCGAAGAGGAGGGGGGACGGCAGCCAAAGUGAGCCUGCAGCCCAAGGGGGGAAACGGAGGACGGUAGCUGUCUGGUUUUCCACCACACGGAUCAUUCGUGGGGGGACAAAACAGGCCCUGGUGAAAACGGAACCUGGCGAAGCGAGAGAGAAAGUCAAGAAGACGAUAAACUACGCCAAGGCGAGGGUAAAAAAAGCAGGAACUGAUAGAGAGGCGUCAAGCCGAGGGAGUGUGAGGUUGUAG
Molecule: messenger RNA, 357 nt
Organism: Sporothrix schenckii 1099-18
Lineage: Eukaryota; Fungi; Ascomycota; Sordariomycetes; Ophiostomatales; Ophiostomataceae
Exons: 1
Coding region: 1-357 (118 amino acids)
Source: RefSeq, a predicted model, not a curated record